Cotesia congregata is the source of this 738-nucleotide messenger RNA. Lineage: Eukaryota; Metazoa; Arthropoda; Insecta; Hymenoptera; Braconidae. The record is from the annotation of a GenBank genome assembly.
GAAUUUAAUAAAAUGUAUCUUAUUUUGAUUGGGUUACUGAAUAUUUUUGUAUUCGUACUAUCGGAAGUUCCUCCUUAUGUUAAACAAUGUUAUAAAAGUGAUCCUGAAUUGAAAAAAUGUCUGAUAGAGGCUUUACACCAUCUUCGGCCAUACCUCAAGAACGGUAUCCCUGAAAUAGAGUUACCUUCAGUAGAACCCUUUCUGAUGGAUGAACUUACCCUCUCGCUGACAGGUGGUACAAACGGAUAUAGGGUCCGUUUAGCGGAAUUGUAUGUUAGGGGAGCUAGCAACUUUACGGUUGAAGACAUUAAACUUGGCUCUUCUUUUUACGCGAUUAUAAAAAUGCCUGUUUUGACAUUAGCGGCUCAAUAUUCCAGCACAGGCGUCUUGUUUAUCCUUCCGGCUAGCAGCAAUGGAACUUUUUCUGCAAAAUUUGAUCAAGUAAAAGCCUUUGUAAAAGGAAUUGUGACGACAUCUGUACAAAAUGAAAAGAAUUAUCUGCACGUCGAUUCUCUAGAUGUUCAACUCGUCGUGAAAAACGUUUUUAUGCGAGUUCAAAAAAAUACUAGCCGCAGUCGCAUAAUUAGCGAGGCUACAAAUAUAUUUCUGCGUGAUAACGGACAGGAAGUACUGAAGGCAAUGGAGCCGCAGCUAAAAAGAAAAUUGUCGGUUUUAUUCUCUGGAAUUGUUAAUCAAUUACUGCGACAUGUACCGAUUGAAACUUUUCUUGUAUCAUAA